GUGAACUGUGCGGUUUUUGACACACUGUUUUCUGUUCCCCGGGGCCACAGUGUUUUCAACGGGACUCAACUUCGGCGUUCACUGGUCCCGCUAUGGUUGCUUGACCCGGGCUGAAACUCCAUCCGUCCGCUUCCAUCUUGCCCCGAAAACCAUUCGUACGAACUUUUCUGGAUAAACUUUUGGACUUGUUGGAUCAGUUUUAUGUCCAGAACUAAGGAUGCAACCCCCACCGAGAAAGGUAAGGCUCACCCAGGAGCUGAAGCACACUCAAGCCGAGCAGAUGAGCCAGUUACAGAUAAAACACCAGACAGAAUGUGACCUGCUGGAAGACCUGAGGACCUUCAGUCAGAAAAGGGCAGCGGUAGAGCGGGACUACGCCCAGGCUCUCCAGAAGUUGGCGAAUCAGUAUCUGAAGAGGGAAUGGCCGGAGAACGUUGCAGAAAAACCAGCAGAUCACAGGAACAUGUUCUGUGUGUGGAGAGCGUACCUGGAAGGCACCUUCCAGGCCACGCAGUCCAGACUCAGUGCCUGUGAUAACUACAAGCUCCAGGUCGCAGACGCAGCCAAGACGGCACGGCUGCAAAAGGAGCAGCAGCUCAGGAAGUGCAUCGAGCAGCUGACGGUGAUCCAGGCGGAGCUGCAGGACUCAGUGAAGGAGUUGAGCAAGAGCAGGAAGAAGUACCAGGAGGCUGAGACCAUGGCGCAGGCCGUCCGGGAGAAGACCGAGCUCGAGGCCAAGUCAAAGCUAAGUCUCUUCCAGUCUCGCUCCAGUCUGCAGAGGGCCAGUGUAAAGCUGAAAGCAAAGAGAAGUGAAUGCAACUCCAAAGCAACUCAUGCCAGAAACGACUAUCUUCUCACCCUGGCAGCCUCCAACGCUCACCUGCAGCGCUACUACAGCGCAGACCUCCAGGACUGCAUCAAGGUGUUAGACGGUCGAAUCUACGAACAGGUUAAAGAUUACCUGGUCUCGCUUUGUCACACUGAGCUGGAGACGCACCAGGCGGUGCACGACUCCUUCACCCAGCUGCUGAACAGCUCAGCCGGGCUUCUCCAGGAGUUUCACCAGCAGACGUUUGUGCAGAAGAAUCUUGUGUUUCAACAAGCCUCAGAUUUCCUGUAUCAGCCUGUUGACUCAGACAAGGUGAUGGAGCUGCAGAAAGAGAGCGGAACGGCCGAGGAGCACAGCCUGGAUAAAGAGGCGAGGAAGUGGGCGAGCCGCGUAGCACGAGAGUACAAAAGCAUUAUCCACACACAGAGGGCCCUGGAGGAGUACGGAAAUCAGGAUACGUCUGAGCAGAGCGGCGGCGAGGUGGAGAUCAAGAUGGAGGUGGCCCGGCAGAGUCUUCGGCGGUCAGAGACUGUGAAAGUGAAGGCUGAGGCCCGAUUGGACCUCCUGCGGCAGGCGGGAGUUGCCGUGGAAACGUGGCUGAAGAGCGCAAUGAACCAGGUGAUGGAGGAACUGGAGAACGAGCGCUGGAACAACCUCAAUACCCAUGAUCCUUCACUUUCCGGAACAGCUGAUCUGGAGCGGGAAGACGAGGAGGAGACGGAGGACAGCGGUGAGGUGUUGGACGACAGCAGUUCCAGUCCCUCCAGCACCCUGAAGAACUAUCCGCUCACCUGCAAAGUGCUUUACUCCUACAAGGCGUCUCAGCCAGAUGAACUAACCAUUGAGGAGCAGGAGAUCCUGGAGGUCAUCGAUGAUGGAGAUAUGGAGGACUGGCUCAAGGCCAGAAACCGCAGUGGACAGGUUGGUUAUGUCCCAGAGAAAUACCUGCAGCUGCCGUCCUCCAACAGCCUGCUGAGCAUGCUGCAGUCGCUGGCCUCGCUGGACGCCCGCUCCCACUCCUCCAGCAACUCCACCGAACCCGAGACCGAACUGCCCACCAGCUCCGUCAACGGAGACUCCAGUGUGUCGUUUGCGAAGGCUCUGUACGACUACGCGGGUCAAACGGCCGAAGAACUUUCGUUCCCCGAAGGCGCCAUCAUCCUCAUCCUGAGCAGAGAGACUCAUGAGGACGACGGUUUCUGGGAGGGGGAGUUCAAUGGCGCCGUCGGCGUCUUUCCUGCCGUCCUGGUGGAAGAUCUCACUGGAGUCAUCGAAAACGGAGAUGGACAGAAAGAAGGCGGCGCGCAGGCUUCUCCCUCGGCCGCGGCUCAGAGCGACCGCUCCCCCUGCAGUCCCUUCCAAGCGGUGCCUCUCCACAGCAGCCCCCUGCAGACUCCCACCGCCGCCUCUCCCGGGUCCAGUCCGUGCAGCGCUGCCGCCUCUCCCAUCGGCCGGCCGCCAUCUUACCACAACGGACACCACCGACCUCCGCCGGCGCCGCACAAGAGCCCGUAUCACAGUCCAGUUCAAGGAUCCCCUCAACCUCCUAAAUACCAAGAGAGCGGCGCCGGCAGCAUCAGACCUGUCCGUGCAGCUCCUCCUCCCCCAAAGCAGCAUCCUCGCGGCCAGGUGAAGCGCCGGGAGGAGGUGGAGAUCACGCUAGUGUGAAACUGCUCUAACACCGACACCCCCAAAUAAACCGGAGGACGCUUAACGCCCCGAGAGAGCCUGGAGACGUCUGGAACCUCAGAGGGUCGGAAUAAUGUGCCUUUAUCGUCUGUUUUUCCUGCUCAGUUAACGCAAACGAGGAUCACCUGCUUUAUCUGCAUCUGGAAUAUUUACAUUACCAAAAAAAAUGACAUUUUCUCCUAGUAAAUUAAGGGAAGCUUACAGAAAAGGGAACAACUCGUAGUCAGCAGAGUGGAUUGCACUUUAAGGAACAUUUUUGAAGCCACGUUGACUUCCUGGAGGUGAUUAGCUCCACAUAAUUUACUGAUUUUCAGCAAGUUUGGCCUCAUUUAAACCGGUUCACGUUAAAUUUACAAUUUCAAAUUUACCCUAAAGCUCAUUAAGAAAACAAAUUUAACUCCAUAAUGUUAAUUAUGUUUUUUCUUUUCACUUUUAAUAAUUAAAAUUCUUGAUUAUGAUGAUAUGUAAUUUAAAUUUGCGUCCUCAUCUUGUGUCUAGAAGUGCGCUGUCGCUUUUAGAUUCAGCACAUAAAGUCCAGUUAAAACGUUGAAAUUCAUAAUUAAAAAUGUGGCUUAGUUGCAGGUGUUAAGAUUUUUGUACAGUGUAACAGAAAAUCUUAUCUUCUCUCAUUAUAAUGAUUCAUUUUAUUUUCUAAUUUCUUUAAAAAAUGUAAGCAUUUAAAUGCCAGCAUGGAAAUUAAUGCAAAAACAGUUUCUCGUUAAAACGGCAGUUUUCUCAUUGUAAAAAUAGAAAAUAUAUUAAAACAGAGUUUUUUUUUGUUAAAACAAGAAAAAUGUUAAAACAGAA
This is a messenger RNA of Poecilia reticulata (guppy), 3325 nucleotides long. RefSeq names its product F-BAR and double SH3 domains protein 2-like. Gene Ontology annotation, cellular component: recycling endosome; neuromuscular junction. NCBI's taxonomy places the organism in Eukaryota, Metazoa, Chordata, Actinopteri, Cyprinodontiformes, Poeciliidae. Gene Ontology annotation, molecular function: protein binding. Gene Ontology annotation, biological process: regulation of actin filament polymerization; neuromuscular synaptic transmission. The record is from RefSeq and is a predicted model, not a curated record.